CUGUCCUGCAAAAUGUCAGGAAUGCUGCGCAAAAAUCUCAUCAGUGUCCCGGCAGCCGCCGCGGCAGGAUGCAGCGGCAGAGGGAGGAACGCGGCGGAAAGGAAACGCGGUGUUGCCUUACCUCCGCGCGCGGCCUGGCCUGCGUGCACGCACACCUCCUGCUCUCUCCUCGCUGCUGCAGGCAGGGCGCAGGGACAGGAGGACCCAUGUCUCCAGGUCUCCCUCUUUGCGUGUGGAAGCGGUCACAGCUCCUCCAAGGCAAAGAGUCCCCCCGGUCUGCGUCCAGCUGCGUACAGAUCACCUCUCCUCGCUCGUUCAGUCGGAUGGCCCCUAUCUCCUGCGUAUGAAGAGACCGUGAUCAGUCACUCCCUGUCCGCCCUGCUCAGGCCGCUCGUGGUCUCCCCCAGGUGAGUCAGAGCCAGGCACACGCGCUCUUCCUGUUGGGAGUGACUCAGGUGGAGGAGCUGAUAAAACCGCCGGAAUAAAGAAAGCGAAGCGGACGGCGAGGCGGUCGCGAGCCCCCCCGCAGGCCUCCCGCUCCCCGGACCGGGCGCUUCGUGCCUUUUGAGCACCUGCACGGGCAGCUCCCGGGGCCCCGCGAUGGCUCUGUGCUGGCUCGUGGCUCUGAGCUGCCUCGGUGCGUCUCUUCUCCUGCCUGCAGCCCUCAGCACCAACAGGAGAGAAGGGCUGUCGUCGGCCGUCCUCCCGGUGUGCGACUGCAACGGGAUGUCCAGGCGGUGCGUCUUCGACUGGCACCUUCUGAGGGAGACGGGCAACGGGUACCGCUGCCUCAGCUGCCUGGGCAACACGGAGGGCGCCCGCUGCGAGAGGUGCAAGGAGGGGCACUUCCGCCGGCGGCGGGAGGACUGCUGCCUGCCCUGCCGCUGCCACCCGCAAGGUGCCCUGAGCCCGCGGUGCGACAGCGACGGCCGGUGCAGCUGCAAACCCGGAGUGAUGGGCAAGAAGUGCGACCAGUGCCAGCCGGGCUUCCACUCCCUCUCCGAGGCCGGGUGCCGGGGGAACGGGCAGAGUCUGCAAUGCGAGUGUGACCCAGCUGGCAGCACCGGCGAUUGCGUCUCGGGUCGCUGCGUCUGCAAGGCAAGCGUGACCGGGGAGCGAUGUGACAGGUGCAAGCAGAACUUCUAUAACUUGGAUGCAAGAAAUCCCACGGGAUGUUCCCCAUGCUUUUGCUACGGGCACUCAGCUGCGUGCGUCAGUUCUGAGAAUUACAGCGUCUAUAAAAUCACCUCCACUUUCCAGCAAGGCGCUGAAGGCUGGAGAGGUGUCCAUGAAAGCGGGUCCCCAGCCCAGCUCCAGUGGUCUCCACGCCAUCAGGACGUGUUUGUCGCAGCGAGGACAUCAGAACCUAUGUACUUCAUGGCACCUGCAAAAUUCCUUGGGAACCAGCAGCUGAGCUAUGGCCAAACCCUCUCCUUUGAUUAUCGUUUGGAUCGAGGGGGACGUCAACCUUCUCCACACGAUGUGGUCCUGGAAGGAGAUGGCCUGAGGGUCACUGCCCCCUUCUUGCCUCAUGGGAAGAUCCUGCCCUGUGGCGUCAGCGAGACAUACACAUUCAGGUUGGAUGAGCACCUGAGCAGCAAGUGGAGCCCAAGGCUGAAUUUCUUUGAAUACCGCAGGCUGCUGGGAAACCUGACAGCGCUCUGGAUCCGAGCCACGUUUGGAGAGUACAGCACAGGCUACAUCGACAACAUCACCUUGGUGUCGGCGCAGCCCGCGCCCGGAGCGCCCGCUCCCUGGGUGGAGCACUGCAGCUGUCCCGCGGGGUACCAGGGGCAGUUCUGCGAGCGGUGUGCUCCUGGGUACAGGAGAGAGGCUUCCAGCCUGGGGCCUUUUGGCAUCUGUGUGCUGUGCAACUGCCAGGGGGGAGGAAUUUGUGAUCCAGACACUGGUGAAUGUUACUCUGGAGAUGAAAACGUGGGCAAUAGUGUCAGCUGCCCAUUUGGCUCCUACAGAGACCCGCGGUAUCCCACGGCCUGUAGGCCCUGCCCGUGCGAAAGUGGUCAAAGCUGCUCCGUGACGCCAGGCGGAGAAGUUGUCUGUGAUGGCUGCCCUCCCGGAGCCACUGGUGCCAACUGCGAGUAUUGUGCCGAUGGCUAUUUUGGAGACCCCCCAGCUUCCAGGCCGUGCCAGCCCUGCCAGUGUAACAACAACAUUGAGCUCAAUGCCGUGGGCAACUGUGACCGCCAGACCGGUGAAUGCCUGAAGUGCAUCUACAACACAGCUGGCUUCUACUGUGACCGCUGCAAGGACGGCUUCUUCGGGAACCCCCUGGCCCCCAACCCCGCAGACAAGUGCAGAGCCUGCAACUGCAACUCGGUUGGUGCCGAGCCCCUGAAAUGCCAAAGUGAUGGGAGCUGCGUUUGCAAGCCUGGCUUUGAGGGCCCCAACUGUGAACACACCGAGUGUCCGGCCUGCUACAACCAGGUGAAAGCACAGGUGGACCUGUACUUGCAGCAGCUGCAGGAGCUGGAGCUGCUUUUCUCAGAGGUGCAGGCUGGCGGCGGGGUCAGGAGCGAGGAGCUGGAGGGGAAGAUGCAGCUGGCUGAGGAGACGCUGCGAGCCAUCCUCAGAGAAGCCUUGAGCCUACAAGCCUCUGACAAAUCUCUGGAAAGUCGCGUAUCCAGGAUGAAGGGGCAAGAGUCCAGUUACCAGAGCCGCUUGGAUGACAUCAGGGCAACAGUGGAGAGACUGAGGUUUCUUGGGAACCAGUAUGAGAAACAGGUGCAGGACACCCGGCGGCUGCUGGAGAGGGCCAGGGGGGACCUGGACCGAAGUGGAGCCACUCUGAGUAGAGUGACUAUUCCAGUUUCAGACUUUCCUGGAGGCUCAAAUAAGUUCCUGAUCCUGGCCCAGGAGGCUCUGAGAUUAGCCAACAGCCACAUGCAGGCAGCCAACACGAUUGAGCAAGCAGCAAAGGCGGCGCAGGAUGACUCGCAGCAGGCGCUGGAGCUGGUGCGCUCAGCUGUGAGCGGAGGGGCAGUCAUGUCAAGCUCCCUGCAAGGGCUGCUCGGGAAAUAUGAGGAGGUGAAAUCGCUGGCAGGAGGCCUGGAGGCUGAAGCCGACAGAACAGCCUCUGAGGCAGACAAGGCUUACCAGGGCAGCCUGAUGCUCCUCAGCUCCCUGUCCCGCUUGAUGAAGACUGACACUGGGUCCUUUGAGGGGGAGGCAGCCCGGCUGAAGCAAGGAGCAAACACUCUCCUGAGCAUGGUGGACACGUAUAUGGCAGAGUACAGGCAGCUGCAAAGCCGUACAGGCCGCUGGGAAGAAGAAAUCAAGCAGCUUUUGCAGAGAGGAGAAGGCGAGAGAGCGACAUGGACGCAGCUGCUAUCCCGAGCCAGCCUCGCCAGGAGCAUAGCCCAGGAAGCCGUGAGUGCUGGUAACGCCACGUUUUACGAAGUUGAGCAGAUUCUGAAGAGCCUCAGAGGGUUUAAUGUGCAAGCAGAUGACAAGCGAAGGGAAGCUGAAGAUGCUAUGAGGAGGCUACCAAUUAUCAGCAACAUGGUCACAAGUGCCAAGGACAAGACUGACCGAGCUGAAGCAGUCCUGGGCAAUGCUGCUUCCGAGUCAAAGACAGCCAGCAGCAUCGCAGCAGAAGCCAAGGAGAUCACCAGUGGGAUUCAGCAGGAGAUUGCGCGGCUGAAGGUGGAAACCAACAGGACAGCUGAUGGAGUCCUAGCCCUGGAGAAGGCAGUGGCCACCUUGCAGCGUGAGACCAAAGAAGUGGAUGGUGAAUUUGAAAGGAAGGUGUCAGAGGUUGAAGCGGAUGCCACUAUGAUACAGGAGACAACUCAGGAGGCUCAGAGUGCCCAUGCCAAGGCUGGCCAGGCAGGGGUGGCUGUGCAGGAGACGCUGAGCGCCCUGGAAGAGCUGCUGCGUCUGAUGGACCAGCCUGAUGCUGUGGAUGACAAAGACCUGAACCAGCUCGAACUGACUCUUCGUAAAGCAAAGACCAAGAGGAACCAAUUGAAGGAACAGGUGUUGGAGCUGGAGCAAACAGCCGCGCUGCAGAAGCUCCGGGUGCAGACACUGGAGAGGAGCAUUGAGGACAUCCUGGCAGAUAUUAAGAACCUGGAGGAUAUUCAGAGAAGUCUUCCUCCUGGCUGUUACAAUACAAAAGCCAUCGAACUACCUUGAGUGAGCUCUGGAAAGACUGCAGCGUAUGUCAGGCUGAAGACAGGAGAGCCUGGCCCAGUCGCUCUACCCAAACCUGGCAGGACCAGCCGCAUUUGAUUCUGUUGAAUUUAACCUUACACUUGAGUUCAACAUGACAGCUGAAGUUCACGUCAUCACACUGGUCCCAGAGAGUCCCUGAUUUCCAAAACUGUCCGUCCCUUGGUUACCGGAGGAAGGAGAUGCCUGGUUGCAUAAAGGUGCUACUGACUGAAGAAUAGCCCAUUCCUACAACAGCUCUUCCAAGGCAUAGAUGGGGGCUGCCUGGUGCCACACUUGGGAGUUCGCAGGCUCUCCACCCCCUUUGGAUCCCCUCUUCCGGUCUAGCACAGAUAGAGGGACUGAGUCUUUCCUUACUGUUGAUGCUUGCAUGACCUAGUCCUCCUCAUGUUCUCCUGCAGGUUCUUCCUUGCCUUUUGUAACUCAGUAGGUAGGGAAUGAGCAGAGUGUGAAAUGGGAGUUCAGGUGAGUUUCAAGCUAUGGAGCUGGUGAUAAUUCAUGUGGUUUCCCAGCAGGUCCAGUCCUGACCUCAGUGCCAGUGGUGCUGGAGCAGUUUUUGCUGUGGCUUAGACUAGUCAGUGUCAGAUGCCACUGUGACCCUUUUUGUAAAGCUGUAGGUCUUCCACAGUGCUCCUUGGUGAGGUGGUUACUGUUUUGCUAGAGGAAGAAGAAAAUGCUGCUUGGUUUUGAGCUCAGGGUGAUGUGCUAGAUGGAGGAAAGAGGGAGAUCUGACACUAGCAGGUUACUGGAGGGGUAGAGAAUUGGUAGGGUUCCUCAAAUGGGAAGUUCUUCCUGCUCCACCCCCUUCCUUUACCCUGCAAGAAAGGGCACCCCUUCUUCUUUCUCCUGCAUUUCUUUUUGAGCGUGUUGACUGACAGCCCUUGAAGGAUGGCUUUCUUGUCAAAGCUACUUUUUUGCAACAGCAAGUCUCCCUAGCAUCCCCUUAUACACACUCACACAUGUGCACACAACCCUUCCUUCCCAGUUUGGUACCGGGCAGCCUCCUGGGUGUCCCUGAGCCCAUGAAAACCAAGUUCCUGUCUCUUCUGCACAAGCACCAGAGAUCCAGCAGCACUCGUCACAAGAGCAGAGGCUUUCUUCCAGGGGUCACAGCCAAAAGUACUGGUGUUGGAGAGUUUGGGCCCAGCCUGGUGGAUUGCCAGCAACCUAAUUUGAUGUGUUUAAAAAACUGAAAAAUGUCUUAAGUGUUUCUCCACCUCUGGUUUGGUGCUGUCCAUUCCUUCCCCUCCCUCAUGUGUGGUGUUGGAUGUUCCACAGAGAAAACUCUAGCACUAAAGUAACUGUAUGCAGCAGAUUUUUGCUUGGGUUUUUCUACUAUAAAUCUCUCCUGAUGAGAGGUUGGAGGAACGAUGACAUUCCCUUCACUCAUCUUCUGUUUUCUUGUGGGUUCAGCUCCAUUUUGACACCGUUUCCAGCUUCCUUUUGACACCAGGGAAUAGAGCCUGGGGGUAGCAAACGCUGAGACUCAGCUCUGCUGAAGAGCCCUGACCUGGGUGGUGAUGAAAGAGGACUGGACUAAAGGAGGACUCUGAGACUAAAGGAGGAGGACACUUUGGGGGGAUGAGCUUAUCCCUUGUUAGCUCUGGUUCUCUGACAAAGCAGUGCCAAUGCUUUUGCUUGAUAAGGAUAUACUGAGUAAUUGCCUGUGUCAUGCUUUUAUUUAAGUGAUAUAUAUAUUUUUGCCUUUGGCAUAUUUUCCUUCUCCCAUUGUGCAGUAUAGGAUAGGUAUUGUGGAUGUGAUUUUAUUUUCCCUUGAGCUGGUUUUUUUCAAGGGGAAAAAGUCAAUAAAUAAUGAAUAUUUUUGGCUGGA
Dromaius novaehollandiae (emu) is the source of this 6022-nucleotide messenger RNA. RefSeq names its product laminin subunit gamma 2 (gene LAMC2). Gene Ontology annotation, molecular function: integrin binding. Gene Ontology annotation, cellular component: laminin-332 trimer; basement membrane. The transcript has 26 exons. Gene Ontology annotation, biological process: morphogenesis of a polarized epithelium; cell-cell adhesion; cell migration. The coding region runs from base 601 to 4155 and encodes 1184 amino acids. The record is from RefSeq and is a predicted model, not a curated record. NCBI's taxonomy places the organism in Eukaryota, Metazoa, Chordata, Aves, Casuariiformes, Dromaiidae.